Vigna umbellata (rice bean) is the source of this 390-nucleotide messenger RNA. Lineage: Eukaryota; Viridiplantae; Streptophyta; Magnoliopsida; Fabales; Fabaceae. The record is from RefSeq and is a predicted model, not a curated record.
AUGAGCAAAGCAGAGAAUGAGGCAGGGGAUGCAGGUCCUACUGUGGCUGAAGCUGACAUACAACAUAUUGUCUCAUCAUGGACUGUGAAAGCCAUUAGUCAGGCUAUUCGUAGAGCUCGGGUUGGACUGAAGAACCCUAACCGUCCAAUUGCUAGCUUCAUCUUUUUUGGUCCAACUGGUGUAGGGAAGUAUGAAUUGGCCAAAGCAUUGGUUGCAUACUACUUUGGCUCUGAAGAAGCUAUGAUACGACUUGACAUGAGUGAGUUUAUGGAAAGACACACAGUUUCCAAACUUAUUGGUUCACCUCUUGGGUAUGUUGGUUACACUGAAGGUGGGCAGUUAGUUGACCGAGGCAGUUCGACGUCGUCCUUACACUGUUGUUCUAUUUGA